Molecule: messenger RNA, 5588 nt
Organism: Cherax quadricarinatus
Lineage: Eukaryota; Metazoa; Arthropoda; Malacostraca; Decapoda; Parastacidae
Source: RefSeq, a predicted model, not a curated record
GUCCUGACUGUCGUCUAGUAAAGUGCAGAGGACCCCCUAGCGAAGACUGCUCACCCUAUAGACCGCCACUGGCAUGCUGUUACGAGUGGAACUGCAGUGGCUGUAUCGACGAAGAAGGAAAGCACCAUGAGAUUGGAAGCGAGUGGGCAACUGGUCCGUGUAUCACAUCGGUGUGUACUGAAGAUGGUGUGAAAGUUAUGCGGAAAAGCUGUCGGCAGUUGCCGAAACCCCAUGAGGAUUGCAGUCUUUACACACCAGUGAGAACAUGUUGCCCCAAAUGGAACUGCAGUGGCUGUGUGGACCUGGAUGGUACCUACCAUGUCUGGGCAGCCGCUGGAGCACUGAUGAUCCGUGCACUACCCUUGUGUGCACAUCUGAAGGUAUACGAAGGACGGUAAAGCAGUGUGAAAAAUCACUUCCUCCGUACCCAAUCUGUUCAAUGUACAUUCCAGUAGGCGAAUGCUGUCCAUCCUGGAACUGCAGUGGAUGCAUAGACGUAGCUGGAAGAUUCCAUAAACUGUUAAGUAAAUGGGAUGACAAAUGCUCCAUCCACACGUGUACCACACAUGGAAUAAAAAGUAACAAAAGGGAAUGCGAGAAAGCUGCUCCAUCACGCCCGGCUGCUACUCUUAUACUCCGCUGGUGGAUGCUGCCCUUGUUAUCGUACGGCAUCAGGAUCCUCAAGUUUCAAGACACCGUGAUCGUCGUCAGCGAGAAUAAGACUUCCUGCAGUGUUGGCAGUGAUGACGACAUGCUGCAGUUUUUCGUAAGCAGCUCCAACCGUGACGUGGGAAAUGACAACAGUCUUCAGCGGACACUUGCCAAAAGAACUACCUCGCUACUGACAAAGGUUGAAGGACUCGCAGCAGCGCACACGUCUGACGCAGGGAGAGCCACGACCACCGGCAGGACCAUGAAGCCAGCGGAAUGGAUGAGUCUGGUCCGCUUGUUGUUGAACAUGGUACCAAACUCCACUUUAGACCCUAGUGCCGUUACAGACUCGCCCGCGUGUGAAGGUUGUUGUGUCACCAAGGACGGGGUAGUCCGCUUGAACUUCGAACUAUGGAAAAAGGAGCCAUGCGUCUCUUGCCUGUGCCAAAACGGUGUAGAGACGUGUACUAGACGAGAGUGUCACCCUACCACCACCACCACCACAACCCCUACCACCACCACAACCCCUACCACCACCACAACCCCUACCACCACCACAACCCCUACCGCAACUACCAUCACCACUACCACUCCCACUACGAAAACGCCUAGCAACGCCAUUCUAAGAUUUAUCAACGCCAUUCUUGGAUCUGGCUACGCCGUCUCGGGCCCUAGAAAUGCCACCUCAAUACCUUGCGGUGCUGUACAAAUGCCCGGAGACAUCUCAGUGCCCAGGGCCAUGUGCUGCUGCCCAUCCAGUUGUCCCUCACAAGAGUUACUGACACUGUUACCAGCCAUUAGCCAACAGCGCCGGAAAAUACCAUCUUUUAUACAGUCAACACCAGGAAUAAUGGAAGCAAAGCCAACUGCAACACCACCGCUGCUUGCAUCACCACCGCUGCCUGCAACACCAUCUCUGCCUGCAACACCACCGCUGCUUGCAACACCACCGCUGCUUGCAACACCUCAUCUGCCUGCAACACUACCUCAACUUGGAUUUUGUGUGGAAGUGGAUGGUCAGAUCUACGAAGACGGGGACGAGUGGGAGAUACCUGGAGACAACUGCGUCCAUAAGCAGUGCAACAACAGCAGAGUAACUCUUAUUGUCAUGGAAUGUCCCCCGUCUCCUUGGAUGAACUGCAGACAGGUGGCGAGGCCUGGGAUGUGCUGCCCUCAGUGGGACUGUCUAGAUGCGCCACUAGUAACUACAAUGCAACCAGAGCAGACUACAACAUCACUACAGUCUAUCACCAUACCAGUGGAAACUACAAUGCCAUCAUUGCCGACUAAUCCUCCUGGUUUUUGUGUGGAUGUGGACGGUAAGAUAUACGAAGACGGGGAUGAGUGGGAGAUACCUGGAGACAACUGCGUCCACAAGCAGUGUAACAACAGUCAAGUAAAUAUGGUGUUCAUGGAAUGUCCACCGUCGCCUGGAAGGAACUGCGAACAGGUGGCGAGACCUGGGAUAUGUUGCCCCGAGUGGGACUGUCUAGACGCGCCACUAGCAUCUACAACAGAACAAAAUCAACCGCAACUUAUAAUAAAAGCAGCGCCAUCUACAAGACCACUAUUGUCGGCUGAAGAACUUGGUUUUUGUGUUGAUGUGGAUGGCAGGAUCCACGAAGACGGGGAUGAAUGGGAGAUACCAGGAAACAACUGCGUUCAUAAGCAGUGUAACAACAGCAGAGUAAAUAUGGUAAGACUGGAGUGUCCCCCGUCACCUGAGAAGAACUGCAAAAAAGUGGUGAUGGCUGGGAUAUGUUGUCCUCAGUGGGACUGUCAUGAUGUUACAGUAUCAACUACAAUAACGAUAGAGCCAACUACAAUACCACUACAGCCAACUACAAUACCACUACAGCCAACUACAAUACCACUACAGCCAACUACAAUACCACUACAGCCUUCAGUAACACCAAUACAAACUUCACUACAAAGAAUAGCUAAACCACACAGUUUUUGUGUGGAUGUGGACGGUAAGAUCCACGAAGACGGGGACGAGUGGGAGAUACCAGGAAACAACUGUGUCCAUAAGCAGUGUCAUAACAGCCAAGUGCAUAUUAUGUGCCUGGAAUGUCCCCCGUCGCCUGGGAAGAGCUGCAAGCAGAUGAUGAUCCCAGGACAGUGUUGUCCUGUGUGGAAUUGUUUAGACGCGUUACCAACCACUACAACGGCACGAAAACCAGUUAUAAUGCAACCGGUUCCUGCAAUAACGAAAAUACAAACUACAAUGCCGCUUUUGCCGACUGAACCUUCCGGUUUUUGUGUGGAUGUGGAUGGUAAGAUCUACGAAGACGGGUACGAGUGGGAGAUACCUGGAGACAACUGCGUCCAUAAGCAGUGUCAUAACAGCCAAGUGUAUUUUGUGUGUCUGGAAUGUCCACCGUCGCCUGGAAAAAACUGCAAGCAGGUGGCGAGGCCUGGAAUAUGUUGUCCUGAGUGGGACUGUCAAGACACGUUGGUGCAAAGGUUGAAAGGCAAUCCACUGCUGCAGACAGUACCACUGACUACGACAGUACCACUGACUACGACAGUACCACAGCAGCCUGGUGUGUGUGUGGACGGUGCCGGUGUAAGAUACAGGGAUGGGGAGGUUUGGAUGUCAGCCCUGGAUCCAUGUAUGUAUUACAGCUGUCAAGGCUCCGUUAUCCUGAGCAGUGCCAAGAAGUGCGAGAGAGAGGAGCAGCCUGACCCCUCCUGCAAGCUGGUGCCUGACCCACAGCAGUGCUGCAAGAUCUGGCAAUGUCCCGGAUGUGUGGACAGCAAGGGAAGACGGUGGGAUCACGGACGUAUGUGGGAAGACUCUCAGGACUCUUGCGUCUUCUUCUCCUGCAUAGCUGGAAACAUCCGUCGUAACGUUGAACCGUGUAGCAUUUUCCCUCGACCUCACCCCGGCUGUGUGCUACAAGCUGUGAAGGGACGCUGCUGCAAGGAAUGGAAAUGUUGAAUGUGUGUAUGUGUGUGUGCGUGUCAGCUCCUACGAUGUGUGUGGAAGACACAUACGUACUGUUAUGACCUAGUGGCGCCUUCAGACACAGGACUGACACCGACAAAACUGUACGCGUCAUCAUGCAGAUCUUGUGGGUACCACCAUAACCUGUAACCCCCGCAAUACAUGGUGAGGAUAUAGCCUAUGACUUCCUGAUAAGGUAUAGCCACAGUAAACCUGGGACAAUUCAGAUGAAGUAGAUUUUUGAGACUAUAAAUGGAGGUGGGAACACGGAGAUGCUCCGGACACAGCCAGCUGUAUUUAAGACAUCCAGCAGAACAAGUCAAAAGAAAUUUGAUACAUAAAGACAGACAUUGAUGAUAUAAACAAAUACUUGGUUGAAAGACUUAAGUUCUAAUGCUGUCAGUGUCUCUUAGCUUAGGCUGACAGAUUUCAACACUUCGUAUGAUCCCCAUCCUGUAGGAUGGAAUAUGGCAGAGAAACAGUUUUUGUUCCUACUGUGUAACUGUCGUAUUGAAUAGGGCAACAAAACACUGCUAAUAUAUACAAUCUGCUAAGUUAAAAAAAAGUGUUAAUUGUAGAAACAAGAGAAUAUAUGUUUUCACAAAGUAUAUUCUGGGAUAUUCACUGGGGAAUAUUCACUGAGAAUUACUUCAGUCCCUUAUUGUUACGGAUAAAUAAAAAUGAAGGCCAAUUUAUUGUAUGUAGAAGAACACAAGGACACAAUACCGUGACUGGAACAAUACACAAACAACCCGAACGUAGGCGAGAGGAGCUUACGACGACGUUUCGGUCCGACUUGGACCAUUUACAAAGAUUUUGUAAAUGGUAUAAGUCGGACCGAAACGUCAUUAUAAGCUUCUCUCUCCUAUAUGCGGGUUAUUUAUAUAUUAAAAAAAAUGGAUACAUCUUUCUACCAAGUGGGACCUGAAAAGACAAUUGUCACUCGCUUUUACUAGCCCCAUUAAGGGGUUUCGAUCCAAGGAACCUAACCUAAUCCUUCCUUUUCAUAAAUUAAACCUGAUUACGUCCCAUUCCCCAAGAGCAGUGUGAUCCAUCUCGACCCCAUCUCUUCCGUAACAAAUUCAAUUAGUGGCGAUAGAAUUAAUCUCCUCUUCAAAGCUAUUCCACUAAGAAGUUGGAAGGACUUCGGCGUCUUAUGCGUAAAAUACAGAAAUAGAAUACAAGAUUUCACUUUGUAUGCGGUACAGAGGUGUCUCGUCUGGCCCUGAGUCGACUGGUGUCACCCGAAAGAAAAAACGUAAAUUUUUUUUUUUCCUCCGGCGGCUGUAGGAAAAUUCUCUUGACUCCUGUUGUUUUCUGUUAUCUUUUAAAGGUAACAGUUAAUAACGUGUGCUGUUUGUUAAUUAAAGAGGUUACUACUGCAGUGUUUAGUGUGACGCUGUGUCUUUCAAUAUUUGAGUAUUUAUAAUGUUAAACUAACAGAAAAUGUAUUAGUAACAUGGAUUAUAUAACAAUUAAUAAUGUGUUUUGGUGAUGUUAAAUUUGUUGUCGUUGUCAGGAUUAAAACUUGAUCAAGCUUUAAUCUAAAGAAUUUAUAUAACAAAUUGGGAUUUCAAUAAUUAUUAUAGGCUUACUGACCUAUAUCCUGGAUUUGCAGAAAGAAAUAAAGUGUUUGCUUGGUGUUCUGGUGCUGAAAAGGUUACCUUGCAACCUUAAUGAGCCUCGUGUUGUCGAUGACCUUUCAACCCUCAUUAGCCAACUAACCUUGUAACCUACGACCUUUAAGUUAAUUUAACAAGUGAUUUUCAAAACGACAUGUAAGUAAUCACCAUCAAUAAUACUUCAAAUUUCUAGGAAAAAAAAAAUCAAUUGCCUUGGAGAUUUUAAUUUCCCACAUGUAAAAAUGGAAGAUGGUUCAACACAACGUUAUACCAGAAACUCCUUGGUAUACAUUUGUUGAGCUCCCUGGCAAACAAAUGUAUACCAGGGAACUAAUGAGCUUUAUGAAAAGCACUCACUGAAUCAA